Molecule: messenger RNA, 2025 nt
Organism: Thyridium curvatum
Lineage: Eukaryota; Fungi; Ascomycota; Sordariomycetes; Thyridiales; Thyridiaceae
Exons: 1
Coding region: 1-2025 (674 amino acids)
Biological process (GO): proteolysis
Molecular function (GO): serine-type endopeptidase activity
Source: RefSeq, a predicted model, not a curated record
AUGGCUGCAAAGAACGACCCAGGCGUGACGGCGCGCGAUGUCAGGAACACGGCGCUCUGGCGUGAAAUGGAGGAGCAUUUCCUCAAUGUUCACGGUCCAGGAUUUGGCAAGAUAACUGGCGCUUCCGAUCCGUGCCCCCACCCUGACGGCAGCAAGAUUCUGUUCACUGGUUCCAUGUGGGCAAAGCUCGAGGACACACCGCAGACCCGGAUCUGUGUCGUUGAUACCAACACAGGCGCAGUGACGGUCGCGACUGAUGGGCCAAACAAUGAUAAAUUACCGAAAUGGUCGCCAGAUGGACAGUGUGUGGCUUUCCUGUCCGACCGCGCCGAAAAGGGCAUAUUCCAGCUUUACAUUGGCGGCGCUGAUGAGCUCUCGAAGGCCGCGCCAAGCUCCCCUGCAGAGGGUAUCGUCGAAUACUUUGACUGGUGCCCGCAAGGCACGGCAAUUUUGAUAGGCACAGCUGGGCUUGGUGCUGACAAGGCGGGUGCGGAUGGUUCAGGCGACCUUGCCACAGGCUCGGGUGAUUCAGACGUAGUUCCUGCCUGGAUGCCAGAGGUACACUCGAAAGCCGAUGAUGAUGCCGCCUGGCGGACCCUUUGGGUCUGCGACGCCAAGGGAGACGACAUGAGGCAGGUAAGUCGCCAGGGGACGAAUGUUUGGGAGGCCGCUUGGUGUGGUCCCGACCACGCGAUUGCGAUUGCCUCAACCGCUCCUGGAGAAGAGGCGUGGUACACGGCCAAACUCGUCAUCAUAGAGCUCUGCUCAGGGGAGGAGCGUGUGCUCUAUGAAAGCAAACGCCAGCUGGGCCUCCCUGCCGCAUCCCCGUCGGGCAAGCUCGUUGCGUUCGCUCAGGCAGUAUGCAGUGAUCGGGGGAUCAUCGCUGGAGAUAUUCUGUUGAUCGAUCCGAACUCGAAAGAUGGAACUACAACCUCACUUGCCAUCGCAGGCACCGAUGCCACCCAACUGACAUGGCGGGAUGAGAACCGCCUGUUUUACAUGGGCCAACGUGGCUUGCAGACGAUUGCCGGGGAGAUCGAUUUGACUAGCAAAGAGGUCAAGGAAAUAUGGGCAACUUCAGAAACCUGCGGGUAUCGUUAUCCUCGGGCAAGCCCUUAUGCAGCUGAGGGAGUGGUUGCGGUAUGUGAGAGCUGGACGCGAUAUCCCGAAAUUGGAAUCGUGUCGAAAGGCAAAUACCAGACAGUCGUUUCUCUCGAUCAGGGAGGAGGGCAGUGGCUACUUUCGAAAAUCGGCGCCGUCGAGGAAGUGUCCUGGAAAGCCCCAGAUGGCCUGGAGAUACAGGGCCUCCUCUAUUUGCCCACGGGUCGAACGGGGCCGUACGCUACGGUGCUCAAUGUCCAUGGUGGUCCGGUAUGGGCCAUUAGGAACUGGUGGGGCUCAACAUCGCAGUACGUGCCAUUGCUGGUGGCUCAGGGAUAUGCCGUGCUGUGCGUCAAUCCUCGAGGUUCUGGAGGCAGAGGCCAAGGCUUUGCCGAGAAGGUGUACGGAGACAUGGGAGGUGCGGAUACGCACGACUUCCUCUCCGGGCUUGACGAACUGGUCGCUCGCGGCAUCGCAGACCCAAAGCGACUGGGCGUGACGGGCGGAAGUUAUGGCGGGUUCAUCUCGUCCUGGAUCAUCACGCAGUCCGACCGCUUUGCAGCCGCCGUCGCCCUGGCCCCCGUCACGGACUGGUUCGGGCAGCACACGACCUCCAACAUACCCUACUUCGACCAGAUCUUCCUCAACAGCGACCCAUACGCCCCGGGCGGUCUUUACUAUGAGCGCAGCCCGGUGCGGUUUGCGGGCCGAUACCCCACCCCGGUCCUUCAGGUAGCUGGCGCCCAGGACCGCUGUACUCCUCCGGGCAACGCCCUCCAAUAUCAUCGAGCCUUGCUCGAACACGGAGUUGAGUCUGUGCUCGUGACUUAUCCUCAGGAGGGACAUGGAGUCAGGAAGUUUCCCGCGUUUAUCGACUUUAGUCACCGAAUGCUGAGCUGGUUCGGGAAGCAUAUGCCGGCGUGA